Molecule: messenger RNA, 1822 nt
Organism: Anolis sagrei ordinatus
Lineage: Eukaryota; Metazoa; Chordata; Lepidosauria; Squamata; Anolidae
Gene: SPMIP4
Product: sperm microtubule inner protein 4
Cellular component (GO): centrosome
Source: RefSeq, a predicted model, not a curated record
ACAAUUAAAGGAAACAUUUCAGCUUUGCAAUGCUGCAAUGAAAGGAGGUCAGAGAUUGGCAAGGUGUAACGUUGCAUUCCCAGAAUCUCACAGGAAAUAUGAGCCACCUUACAAGUUCAGUCAUGAGCACCACUACAAUAGCAAUGCCCAAGAUGGCUUGCUAAGACUUCCUGACCUACCAGAAAACUCAGUACGGUAUAAUAAUGAUGAAAAGUAUCAAUCAUCAGGAUCUGGUCUUGUGGAAAAUCGCUAUCGGCCUUUGCAUCCUUACAUCCAUUGUAAUGUAGACAUCAAAGAUCAUCCCCACAAAAAUGAUGGUGCCGGCGAACCUUGCAAUAUUACCAGACACACUAUGGGAUGGCAAGAACAACAUGACUCCUCUCAUUUUGCAGAAGAAGAUGAUCAGUUUUAUGAUCCACAUGACUCAUUUACUCGGGCUCCAAAAGCUGCCGUCAAACCACCAGAGCUUGAUAUCUCAUACAGAGCUGCCAAUUUGCUGGAGAAUGUCAAGAAGGCACUUUGGAUGUCAACUUACAAACGUGACUACACAGGCACAGGUUCCAUGAACCCGCUGCUGCUGGACGAUUAUGAUGCCAAGGUUAUAGGAAGAGCAACUGGAGAACUGGGCAAAUAUGUGGAUCUUAGGGAAUCAUUUCCAUCAGCUACUUCCCAAGUGAGACCUUUAGAAGGGCGCAUUGCCCGAGCACUGCAAGGUAAACAAAGCCAUAUCUCAAACUCUCAACAGAAGGAUUGCUCAGAUGUUCAUAGGCCUUCCUUUCACUAUACUGACGACUCACCCAGAUGUUCGGUGGAGAUGUGGAACAACAGCAAAACAUCACCAGAUGCAUUUCAACAGGAUUCAGAUGUGGACAAAAGAGCACAGAAACUGAUCGAGUACUUGCUUCAGACUCCAAUUCAGCCUCAAAGAGAGUAUCAAGGAGAAAUCUGUCAAAUUAGGAAAUUCCCACAGAACAAGUAUCAGAAGAUCACGGACACAUGGAAAACAGAGAAGUUGUACCAAAGGCAAAUUGACAUUCCACCUGAACCAGAGCCAACUCUGAAACCUGCAGACCCUAUUUACUAUGAAGAUUUGCCACCCUCCCGUUUGAACAGAUAUAUCAUAUGGCACCACCCUGUCAGUCUCAGUAAACCAGGUGCAAGAAAUCAAUUCGUUGGGAAACAGACAAACAAGCCAACUCCCACGCCUGUUCCUGAUCUCAAUGACAUUCAACAAAGCCCCUCAUUCCCAAAAUGGAUUCCUAAUUGUGGAGUGGCUCGGCCCCAGACAAAGUUACUGGAUAUUCAGAAUUCUUUUUCAAAGGGAGGUGCCAUCAAGUAUUUGAGAGAGCUCACUCGAGGAGGAAUAAGGGACCUCCGGGAUCACGACAAGGAAGGCAGAAGGCAUACAUUCCAGGGCAUUAAUUCCGGUUUCUUUCACUGACCCACUUCCUUAAUCUUUCAGAUAAAAGAAGAUAAGGAGUGAUAAAACCUACACUGGCAUUUCCGCCAAUUGAAGCUGAAUUGUGUUCUUUCCCAUUCUCCUUUACACUUAAUUCUCUUAGUGUUCCUGUUCAUACACAAAUCAUUGAUAUAAUAUCCUCAAAACCAAAAGCAAAAAAAAGUGUUGCACGAUGUAUUGGUAGACUUGUGGGUGAGUUUCCAUAGAUCUCUAAGUUUUUUUCCUAAGAUUCAAAGCAGGGGUGAAGAUCUAUAAAAAUUGUUUGAGGCUUUCAGAAUCCUGAAACAUAUCCAAAUUUGUGACAUUUUCCCAAUAAAAUGCUACACACAUGCACUAGAGGGCAUAGGAAGCAUUUUAAAUAUA